Molecule: messenger RNA, 1683 nt
Organism: Bradysia coprophila
Lineage: Eukaryota; Metazoa; Arthropoda; Insecta; Diptera; Sciaridae
Source: RefSeq, a predicted model, not a curated record
CGGACGUCGUUUAGUUGCUGAACUGUCACAAAUAUUAUUGUUUAUCAACACUGCGAGCAGUUUUGCGAGAGCAUCUCGUAAAAAGUUUUUUUUUGGUAAUUAAUUGGCAUACAAGAGGACUUCAACAAGAUCGUUGGUCAUGGACAGCCGAAGCUCCCCCGACGUUGCUGUCAAUUCGACUUGCGACAAAAUAAUAGAUUUUGAUAAUCUGCGUGAAAAUGUAACCGGAAAACUGAGUCUUGAAAACUGGAUGGUUCUGCCAUCUCAUCGAAGUUUACACAUUUUCAGUCUGAACAAAAUGCUGAAUGGAAAUCUGUCGAUACGGAACACAAUUUUCAUUGACGUCGAUUUGGUAGUGAAAGUGUUCGGUGAGGACAACGAUGAGACGCUUUUCAGUUUGAAACUGUACAGCUGGCCACAGUUACAAACUUUGAUCGAACAAUGCGGAGCCCAAGUUAAGCCUGAAGUUGAGUUAGAAUUCGCUGACGUUGUGGGUAAAACUGCGAGCUCAGAGACGAAUAAUUGUGAAAAGGACACGCUAGCAGUUGAAUUUUGUAGUAUCGUUACCAAGCCGGAAUUAAGUGAAGUAGCGAUCACCGACUUCCAUCAACCACUGGCUGAACUCAUACAAAAUUCAAUAUCAGAAAUGGAAGCUUUGGGAUAUAGUAACCCUUUCAUAUCGCAGAGUUCUUUCAUUCACGAAGCUCCUCCCAUUUAUCCUGAAGGUGAGUUUAGAGGUUAUUCGCUUGGAAUACUUCGAAUUAAUAUUGUUUCUAUAGGUGAUCAAAGAGAUGUACUCUCAGUGUACAAGAGAAGCGAAAUAGACACGCACCACUUGCAGACUUGUUCAAUUUGCAAUGAAAGCUACGUUGUUGGCGAAACGGAUCGACAUAUGCGGAAGCACUUCAACGGUGAAUAUUAUCAGUGUCAUGUCUGUGGUCAAGAAUAUCAAAACUCGAUCCGUCUACAAAAACACGUGAAAUCGAAACACAUCACUUCAAGAGACGAAUUCUUCUGCGAUAUAUGCAAGAAUGCGAAUGUCUUCCAAACUAAAGCGGGCAUCGAGGAACACAUGAAGAAUAGACAUUGCCGACCUUCGAUAAGCGAUAUGAAGUGUUCCAUUUGUGGCAAAGAGUUUUUCACGCGAAGCAAAUUCACAGCUCAUGUGAGAGGACACGACAGACGCGGAUGGAAAAAGUGCCCGAUUUGCAAUGAGAGUUUCGGUAGUCUGACUCGGCACAUGAAUGGGAAACACCUUAAGAUCCGAAACUAUAUCUGCGAUAUCUGCGGUUCUGCUUACACACAGUGGACAUCGUUGAAGGAGCACAUAGAAACCAAACACAUGCAGAUCCACAAACGUAAAAGCGAGAACGCUGCGACUUGGCCCUGUGAGAAGUGUGGCAAGGUGUUUGCUUUCAGAAGAUUAUUGAACGUGCACGUGCAACUACAUUCUGGUAAGUCGUAUGUUUGCAAUGAAUGUGGCCAAUCCUUUCGUCACAACAAAUACCUGGCGAAACAUCGUAAACAGCAUAGAGCCAUCGUGAAGCUAAGAUGCACAAUGUGCGAAAAGGAAUACGUACAAAAGGUCGGUUUACGAUUGCACAUGAAAAAGAUACAUGGCGUUGUACUUGAUACCAAUCAGAAGCAAUUGUAAUCGAAAUUGUUUAAUAAAUUCAAUAACUG